Penicillium odoratum is the source of this 3591-nucleotide messenger RNA. RefSeq lists its product as uncharacterized. NCBI's taxonomy places the organism in Eukaryota, Fungi, Ascomycota, Eurotiomycetes, Eurotiales, Aspergillaceae. The record is from RefSeq and is a predicted model, not a curated record. The transcript is spliced from 7 exons. Bases 1 to 3591 code for a protein of 1196 amino acids.
AUGUCCACUCCCCAACAUGAUGUCCCCGCCUCUUCGCCAGAAAGUAGUGCGGAGAUCACAUCACCUAAGGCAUCACCAACUACUAAAACGGGUCGCAAACUACCCGCCUGGUUGGAUCAUUUCAAUGCGCGCGACUUGAAAGUUUUGUUUCGCUGCAGUGUGGCAGCAUGGAUCGCGUCGCUGUUAAUAGUCAUCAGCCCGUCUUUGGAGACGAUUGGGACCGCAACUUUCUUCGCAACACUGGUGCUUUUCAUGGUACCUCCAGCCGGCAUUGUCUUCAUCUUCAUCCUGGGAGCGCUGACCCUCAUAGUCGGUAUGGCUAUCGGAUGGGCAUGGGGCGUUAUCGCCAUGAAGGCUGCCCUGGCAGCGCGACCUGCAGCUGAGACGCAAGCUAAACUACAAGCACUGGGGAAACUGGCGUAUAGUGAAGCCAACUCAACUGGCCAGAGCGUUGCAGUUGUCGAAGAGCUACUCAUUUUCAAUGGCUUUAUGUUAGAUGCGCGCGUCAGUGCAGUCUACAUUUGUCUUAUCUGCGUCAUGGUCUACUUCCUGGCCCGUCUGCGUGCGAAGAAUCCCAAGUUCACCUUGACCGCGAUCUUUGGUAUGAUUAUUAUGGACAUUCCCUUAACGAUCGGUCCUCUACUUUCUUCUUUUGAUGGAACCCUUGCAAAGACAUUAGUUGAGCCUGCUGCUAUUGGCAUUGGUAUCGGACUGGCUUGUCAAGUGCUCUUAUUCCCCAAAUCCACUUCCUCCACCGUUCUUGACGGCUUCGAGGGACUUACUCGACUGCUGAAAGGCCCAUUGAAUGUGGCAGUGGCCGGUUUGAUCGAGAAAGAACCACUUGCAUUGGCGGAUUUGCUAAGCCUUAAAAUGAAGGCCAUCGAUACGUACAAGAAAAUCAUGCCUGCGCUUGGGUUCCUCCCGUUGGACUUUUCCGUCGGUCGGUGGGGCGCUGAUGAUAUCAAGAGUUUGAAGGAUCCCCUCCGACAAGCCUCACUUACUUCCUUGUCACUACUGGAGUUCUUCAUUGCACGUAUAGGAGGUGAGGAGAAAGUUGAGAAGCUCCGCUCAAUCUCGACAGACAAGGAUGAUUUCUCAAACGAUGCAAUUGAUGAAAAACGGCCGCGCUCAGCUGGCAUGCGGCAGCUGAUGGAAAGCGUUCGUCUUGUGCGGGCAUUUCAAAGCCCCGAACACGAAUCUCUUCGAUUGGAAAUGAUCGAGGCCAUGCGAAUCACCAGCGAGAAGAUUCUACCGGCAUGCCAAGAGGCAGUUAGUGUGGUUGCUGACGCUCUGCACGCGGUCAAUUCUGGCCGCUGGUUUGGACGAGCGACAAAACAAAGCAUGGACGAGCUCACUGAACGCGUCAGAUCAGCUCUAGAGAUACUCAAGGCUGAGCGUCUUGCAUUUGCGUCCGAAUUCACCGAAAAACUCAUACAGACCAAUGCGGAUAUAUUUGAUCAAAGUGGUAAACUGAAGGAUCUGGAAGAUUCAUCCAUCAGUCGAGUGCGAGCACUCACAGUUGCCAUGGUCUUCCAAGAACAUCUUCUUGGUGUUGCUGGAGCCUGGGAACAGGUACUGGACCAACUAGUACCUCUCAUGACAGAACGACAGAAGACCAGGCUAUGGCUUCCAAAUGGACUGCGAUAUGCCGUGGAUUGGGUUCUCCGACAAAAUAGCGUUGCACCUGUCAAUGUUGCACAGUCAUCCGAUGCUGAUCCCGAAGCCGUUGAAGCACACUCUAAAGCAGCCCACCAGAGUCUCCGCAUGAGUCGAGGAUACCGAGUCAAACAACGCAGCGGUCUUGGACGCGCGAUAAUUGGCACCCACCACUGGCUCGGCAAUGCAGAGGGUAUGUUCGCUCUGCGCAUGGUAGUUGUGACAGUUGCCCUCACUAUCCCAGCGGUCAUUCCAUCCUCUGCAGGCUUUUAUUACCGUGAAAAGGGCCUUUGGGCACUGAUCAUGGCACAAACCUCGCUUGUCGUGUAUAUGCCCGAUUUCAUACUCGCACUCGUCUCUCGUACCAUUGGGACUGUCCUGGGCGGCGUGGCCGGGUUGGUGGCUUGGUAUAUCGGCUCCGGCAAUGGCAAUGGCAACCCGUACGGCCUCGCAGCAGUUUUGGCAGUUACCCUCCCAAUGUUUAUGUGGGGACGCAUCUUUUUCCCUCCAAUCCUUCUGCAAGCUGCGAUAAUGGGCUGUGCAACCUUUAUCCUGGUUGUUGGAUAUAGCUACGACGAUACGCACAUUGCGGCAUAUGGCAACCCUGGCCAUGGAUAUACUGUUUUCUGGCGACGACUUGUUCUUGUUCUUAUCGGGUCCGCUGCCGCGCUGAUCGUCCAGAUCCUCCCUAGUCCACCAUCCGCGUCACGACACAUCUGCAAAUCGCUCUCCAACACCAUACGAUCCCUAUCCGACCACUACGCCUUACUACUCUCAUGCUGGGGCCAGCCCGACCGCGAAGAAGGUCUAGUUGCUCAAGAACUCGCAUUCAAUGUGGCCGGUACUCUUAGCACCCUCGACGGACCAAUCGCACUUCUACGACUCGAAUUUUCUGGCUCUCCGUUCGACAGUGAGCGCCUUGCCCAAGUCAAAAACCUCUGCCAAGAUCUGAAUCAGAACCUCGCCCGUCUGCUGUUCCUAUCCGCCUCCUUACCCGAGCAUUUCCAAAACCGCCUGGCCACCCAUUCAGGCCUCCUUGAUCAUCGUAACAUAGGUGAAAUCAUGGCGGUUCUGGGAGUGGUGGAACAAGCUCUCAAGACCGGUGACGCUCUACCCGAAGUGCUUCCUACGCCUUUACUUAAGCGCAGCUUUGAGUUUUGGCAGAAACACCAGGGGGAGCUUACUUUGACUACGGAUCUCAUUCGUGACGAUGAUUACCGCAAGUUCUGUGUGGCCAUUAGCUCUUACCUCAAAUUUUUGGCUGCGGUGGAUGAUCUUGUGCUUGUGAUGAAGGGCACGCUCGGUGAAUCUCACAUUCCACUGGCUAGGCUACCGGCCCGAAACUCCGAAGCCAUUACCAACAUACCAAAUAGCAGCAUGGUCUUUUAUCACAGCUUUCUGCGGCCUCUCGAUUACUUCACCUCCCGCAAUGUCCCAGGAAUCAUCGCUUCCUAUGGAGCAUCAGCAGUCCUCGUCUUCGGCGCCAUGGAAAGUCCCCUAGCCCAACCAAGAGCCUUGAUAUUCGGCCACUUCUUCAGCGCUCUGAUUGGUAUCUGCGUUACCAAGCUUUUCAGCCUCAUGCCAGACCAAGCCCGAUUCGAAUCACUACGAUGGCUCGCCGCUUCCUUGUCUACUUCCAUCGCUAUUGUCGUUAUGCAACUUACUGGAACGACUCAUCCACCUGCUGGUGCAACUGCGCUGCUUCCGGCUACUGAUGAUGCGGUUUGGGACCUCUCUUGGUAUUUCUUGCCUGUUGUUCUGCUGUCGUCUACUAUGCUCAUGUGUUGUGCAUUGCUGUUGAAUAACCUGCAACGCCGAUAUCCUGUGUUUUGGAUUGCGCCAUCUCCGCCACCUAAGCCUACGGAGCCGAAGUCUGCUCCGAGGCCGUCGGAUGCUUCGUCACUGCAGGGUGAUGUGCCUAAAAACUCUGUUUGA